AUGGUGCAGGGUCCAUCAUUCGAGGCAAUAUCAACGCUUGGUAUGUGCCUCUUCCCCAACAUCCCGGCUGGGGCUGGGACGAGAGCAGGCCGCACGGCACACAGCCGACGAUAACAUCCGUGGAGAUGGUUUUCGUUGCCGGUACAAACAUCGAAAUCGCCAUGAGCACAUGCUAACAGCUCCACGCAGGCGACGUCCAGGUCUCCACGGAACAGAAGGUGGAAGUCGCCAAGCGCCUCAAGAACAUCAUCGUCGGCCAGGACCAACGCAAAGAAUUAGCCGUCAAGCAUGGCAUCGUCCAGCCCCUGGCAGAUAUCCUUUCCGCUGCCACCAAAGCCACCGGGAAGCGCAAAGUCGAGACCAACGGUGUUCCCCUGAACCAGUCACAGGAAUGGACUCCGGAUGACGACCUGAGGCUACAAGCGACACUCAUCAUUGGCAGCCUAGCGGCAGGAGGACAGGCUUUCUUGCGCCCACUAUGCGCAGCUGAUAUCCCAAAGCUCUUGGUCGAUACCCUCCUGACUGAUGCAGCACCAAGGAUCGUAAACGCCAUCCUCCAAGCACUGAAGGCACUGGCCACGUUUUGGUCGACGGCCGAAGAUGUCGACAUUGAAUACGAUCUUUGGUCCGCCCUGUUCAAUGUUCAGAGCCUCGCCACCUUUCAACGCAUCUUAGAGCAGCCGGCUUCGAAUAGCAACUCCAAACAGCAGCUGCGUCUGGUUGCCGACAUAUUCUCUGUCUUGCCCGAAGGCACGUACGAAACCAAGAAACUCAUCACCGGAUGUGGCCUAUUGGACACUUUGGCUGCGCUCCUGGUCGCGCACGCUGUCGCCAACAGAAUAGUCUGGUACACUGGCGAGCAGACAUCUCCACCAGCUCCUCCGCCAGAUGCGGCUCUGCCCAGCAUUCUUGCCGCGAUUUCCACCGUUAUCAGGGGCUCUAACUAUCGUGCACACCGUUUCAUCUUGGCUCCACAGGUCCGCGAUCUCUUCACUCGUUCCGGGUCUGAGGCGAAUGAUCACCGCGCCUUGUUUGGAGCUCGUAGCGGCUUUGCCAAUCCCCAUGAGAGCCUCCUUCCGCCACUUCACAUACCAACUUACAGAACAGUCUCGCAUAAUCCCGUGUCGAAUCAUUUCCCAGCUCUGAGGACCUUGCAAAGCAGAACCAACGGAACUACUUCUUCAGAUGUAUCACAGCCUAUUGGAGACAUUGACCACUCGAAUGCCGUUGUCGGAUGGCUCCUGGUCCUCGUUCGGCACAUGUCAGGGCUUAACCGUCUCAUUGGCUUGCGCCUUCUAGCACUCGUGGCCAAUGCCAUUGAAGCUGAUCCGGUUACUACUAUCUACAAAUCGGACUUCUACCAGAAAACUCGAGAACGUCAGAAGCAACUGUCCAUGCUCGCCGUCCCUCUUGCCGUCUCGCUCGUAAAGCAAGCCCACGAGGACAAGUCGGAGGGCGUUGAUGAGCAACAGGGCGGACGUGGUAUUCGGGAACAAGCGUGUGACGUUCUUGCGCUGCUAGUCGGCGGCAGCAAGGAACUCCAAAUUGCCGCUGUAGAAGCUGGGGCAGUGAAGCAUGUGUGCCCCAUACUGAAGAAGAGCUUCGACAACGUGUCGCUUUCUAAACCAAUGUGGUCUGCGAAAUCGAACAAUGUCACAGACACCGCAAAUACUCCGAACACGUGCCGAAUGGGCACCAGUACCUUUCCGCGGGAGAUCGCACAUGCAAUGCGAUGUCGUCAAGGCGCUCUGAGGGCACUGGAGGCCCUGGCAGCCCGAGAAGACGUGCAUCGCAAGGCGAUCAUCGAGCAUGGCGUGGUCAGCUGUAUCAUUGGCUCCAUGAAGCCGUUCCCUGCAAAUGCAGUUGCAGAUGCUGCCAGCAACCGAGCGAUACUAAGUCCAAAGGACGGAAAUACGACUUCGGUCAUUCUUGCAGCAUGUUGCGCGGCAAAGUCGAUGUCCAGAAGCGUCAGUAUUUUGCGCACCAGCCUUAUUGAUGGUGGUAUCGCAAAGCCGCUGAUACAUCUACUCCAUCAUGCAUCCUUGCAAAUUCAGACCGCUGCCACAGACGUCUGCUGUAACUUAUUACCCGAAUUCAGCCCCAUGAGGGAGGACCUGUUGGAGCACAAUGUGAUAAAAACGUUGGUGGGGCAUGCACGAAGCAGUUCGCCUGCGCUUAGACUCUCCAGCCUCUGGGCGCUGAAGCACCUGGUGUACGGCUGUCCAAAAGAAAUCAAGCUCAACACAUUGGAAGAGCUUGGUACAGGCUGGCUUGUGGAUACGAUUCAUGGCGAGCACCGCGAAGGUGGCCAAGCUGUCUCUGGGGGAGUCAGUGUUGGUUUGAGUACACCAAAUGCAGCUGGCGAGCAAGUCGAUUUGCUCAACCCGUCCUCUAUGGACGUCGAUGAGCCCGUUGGCGAAGAGACGAUGGACGAAGAUGACGAUGAUGGAGAAGUCCUCUACGACGAGGCUUCCAGCACACACUACCAAGCUUCGCAGCUGCGCUCGACGCUCAAUCCUCCCGCGCCGAUGUUCAACAGCAGACGAUACUUGUCCUCGAUUCGCGAAAUGGAACACGACGACGACUAUGCCUCAAGACGAGACGAGGCCGCUAUUCAAACACAGGCUCUCGACUUUCUCCGGAAUCUCAUUAAUGGUGAUGACUGCGGCGCCCUCUCAGACCAUCUCAUGAAUCAAAUCGGCAGUGCGAAAGUCUACGAACUCCUCACCGCCAAGCUCUCCCCGCUACCACGAUCUCUUGCUGGUGGCAAACCAGUCUACCACCCCACCGAGCUUGUUCUUAGUACGAUCCACGUCAUUAUUCAUCUCGCCAACGCUUCUCUCAAACACCGUCAGAUGCUCAUUGCGCAGAAGCCACUAUUGCAGGCCAUGCUGCCACACUUCAAUCACACCGACCAUCGCGUCCGGGUGAUGAGUGUCUGGGCUGUUAACAGUCUUACAUGGAUCGAGGAGAAUGACGAUCGCCGGGAUGCGAGACAACGUGCGAGUGAGCUCAGGGCGUUGGGGAUCGAGCAGGCGGUCAAGGCACUUCAAGGGGAUCCAAAUCUUGACGUGAGAGAGCGAGUCAAGACGGCUAUUCGGCAGUUCGACACACUCUAG
This is a messenger RNA of Lecanosticta acicola, 3119 nucleotides long. NCBI's taxonomy places the organism in Eukaryota, Fungi, Ascomycota, Dothideomycetes, Mycosphaerellales, Mycosphaerellaceae. The record is from the annotation of a GenBank genome assembly.